Messenger RNA from Rhodotorula toruloides NP11, 741 nucleotides. RefSeq names its product tRNA 2'-phosphotransferase Tpt1. Gene Ontology annotation, molecular function: tRNA 2'-phosphotransferase activity. Lineage: Eukaryota; Fungi; Basidiomycota; Microbotryomycetes; Sporidiobolales; Sporidiobolaceae. Gene Ontology annotation, biological process: tRNA splicing, via endonucleolytic cleavage and ligation. The transcript is spliced from 6 exons. The record is from RefSeq and is a predicted model, not a curated record. Bases 1 to 741 code for a protein of 246 amino acids.
AUGUCGCUCGACCCGCCCGCCGCGUCUCUAACAGCCACCCACUCACCCGCUGCACCGCCCUCCUCCUCGUCCUCCAAACCGCCCAAAACAGCGCGCGGGAGACCGACCGACGACCCCGAUACGAGGUGGAGCAAGACGCUGAGUUAUAUCCUCAGGCAUGGAGCGGCCAAGGAGGGGUUGAAGCUGAGGGAGGAUGGGUUCGUAAGGGUCGAAGAACUGAUGAAGCGACCAAAGCUGAAAGGGUGCGACAUGGCUACGCUGGACCGGAUCGUGAAGGACAACGCGAAGCAGCGGUUCUCGAUGCGGCCUGAACCGACUGGCGAGAACGGUGCGGAGGAGCUGUGGAUCCGGGCGAACCAGGGUCACUCGAUCAAGGUCGAGCAGCUCGAGUUGAAAAAGGUCGAAAAGGCGGAGGACGUCCCGCUCAUGGUGCACGGGACGUACUACCGGUUGUGGCCUGCUAUCGAGAACGAAGGCCUCAAGGUCAUGACCCGCAACCACAUCCAUUGCGCUGUUGGUCUCGCAGGCGAGACGGGCGUCAUUAGCGGCAUGAGAGCGAAUUGCGACUUGUUCAUCUACCUCGACGUCCCUAAGCUGCUAGCAGACGGCAUCCCCAUCUACACCUCGACGAACAACGUCGUCCUGACAGCCGGAGUCGACGGCGUCGUCGCGCCGCAAUAUUUCGCGAAGGUUGUCCGCAAGAAUGGAGAGGUUCUCGUACCUGCGCCUGCGCCCGCAUAG